This is a messenger RNA of Centruroides sculpturatus (bark scorpion), 3472 nucleotides long. RefSeq lists its product as uncharacterized. NCBI's taxonomy places the organism in Eukaryota, Metazoa, Arthropoda, Arachnida, Scorpiones, Buthidae. The transcript has a single exon. The record is from RefSeq and is a predicted model, not a curated record. Bases 655 to 1926 code for a protein of 423 amino acids.
ACAAAUUCAAAGAAUAAUUAUAAAUUUCGUUCUUUCUCGAACUUUUUAUGAAUAAUAUCUGCAACAAAGUAUGAAUUUUCUGUGCACGUAAAUUUAAAACACUAAUCGCACUAUUAAAAUGAUGUAUUGUGUAUGAUUUGGUUCAGAGGUGCAUAUAGAUAGGCUUACCAGACGUCCCGUUUUGACCGGGAUUGUCCCGCUUUGACGAUGUUGUCCCGGUGUCCCGGCCAGUUUGUCAUUUUGUCCCGGUUAUUUGGAAAAUUUUAAAAGUGCCGAAUAUACAAGUAGUAAAAAUAGUGCAGCCUCGAGUAAAAUAGCGAUUUGGCAAUUACUCCUCUGUUACACUAACUGUUGCCAAUCUAAAUAUUUCGUAUCUAGAUCUAAGUACUUUUAAUGUUGUCUAGAUGUUUUCCCCAAAAUUUAUAGCAUGUGGUCUAAUGAAUUUAAAUAUUUUUUCACAAAUUUUAUAAUAGCAUGUAGCCUAUGAGAUCUGGAUAUUUUAUUUCAUUUUUUAGAUAUUUUGUUUUUAUUAAAGUUGGCAACACGAAACAUACUGGCACGUCAUUGCUGCGCAUGUCUUAUCUUAGUCGCGUUGAAGUUGCUAGUCGACAUUUACAAUUAUUUUGCAGUGUACGGUACGUUAAUUAAUCCAAAAUGCCAAAAAGAAGCUGUGUGUUUACCGAUGAGUUAAAAAAAGAAUACCCGUUUUUAAAAAAAGUUUGUAAUCGUAUGGACAAAGUAAAAUGUGAACUGUGCUUUUCGGAAUUUUCAAUAAGUCAUGGUGGACGUUCUGACAUUAAAAAUCACGUGAAAUGUGCGAAACACAAGGCAAGCCUAGUAACAGAAGAAGGAACUUCAUCGAAUAUAUUGUCUUAUUUUAAAGGUAACGAUUUAAAUGACAAAGAAUUUUUAAUAACAGCUAAAGAAGCAACUUUUGCAUUUCAUGUUGCUAUUCACAAUCUCAGCUUUAAGUCAGCCGAUUGUUCAUCUAAAUUGAUUUCGAGGCUCUUUGAAACAAAGUUUAGACUAGCCAGAACAAAAUGUGAAGCUGUUAUUGUUAAUGUGAUUGAGCCACUGUUGUUUCAGCAGCUAUGUGAAGAUUUAAAUAAAGCAAAUUUUGUGACGGUAUCAAUAGAUUGUUCCAACAGGAAAGAAAUUAAAACUAUGCCAAUUGUUGUGCGGUAUUUUGUACCAGAUUGUGGCGUAAAAGUUAAGCUUCUAGACUUUCAAUCAGUUCCCGGUGAAACUGCAGAAAUUCUGACAAAUCAUUUAAUGUCAGUUAUUAAAACUCAUAAUAUAGCAAAAAAAGUUAUUGGAUUUUGUGGAGAUAAUUGCAAUACUAAUUUUGGGGGUGUUAAACGUAGAGGAGAAAACAAUAUUUACAGUAGAUUAAAGAAGGAACUAGGAAGAAAUAUUGUUGGCAUUGGUUGUGGUGCUCACAUUGUACACAACUGCCUUCAAACUGCAGUUGAUGUUCUACCUAUUGAAAUAGAAGCUUUAGUGGUCAAAAUUUAUAAAUUUUUCUACAUUUAUACUGUUCGAGUCACUCAAUUAAAAGAGUUCUGUGAAUUUGUAGACGUAGAGUAUAAAAAGGUUCUUAAACAUGGAAACACCCGUUUUCUUUCGCUACUUCCAGCUAUUGACAGAAUACUUGAAAUCUAUGAAGGACUAAAAUCUUAUUUUAUUUCACAAGAACACUGUCCAAUGAUGAUAAAACAGUUUUUUGAUAAUGACUGUAGUGAAAUGUAUCUGUGGUUUGUGCAAGGGCAACUCAAAUUGUUUAACAAAGCUAUCUUGAUUAUGGAAAGUACAAAUGCGAGUGCAACUGAUAUCAUCAGUGAACUUGGAAAAUUAAAAACAAACCUUCAGGAAAGGCGUGAUAAUAAAUUUAUGCCCCAAGAAGCAAAAAAACUUUUAGAAUACUAGAAAAUAAUGGAAUUAUUAAUAUCAAUACAAUCCUACAAGAGUUUACAGCAUUUUAUGACAGAUGUCUUUCUUACAUCAAGCUAUGGGAAAAAAGUUUUGGUGGAGCAGAAUAUUUUACUUGAAUAAACAACAAUGAAUUAAAAUGGUCUGAAAUUGAAGCUUCAGGUGAAAAAGUUAAUGAAACUGUUGCAAAUAAUACAAUAAACAUGGAUCAACUGUUUGAUGAAGUAGUGAUUGCCAAAGCUUUUUGGUCAGCUAACUAUGAAAGUUGGAAAAAUACAAGUUGUGAAGAAAAAUGGAUACAACUUUUCAAUCAUUUCAAAGAAAAGAAGAUUUCAUUGCCCAAUCUUACUCAAAUUAUAGAAUACAUUUUCAGCAUGCCAAGUACAUCUGCGCCAGUCGAAAGAGUAUUCUCAAUAAUGAAUAUCAUAUGGUCUGAAGAAAGAGGUAGAAUGGCUGAAUCAACCGUGAAAGCUUUACUACACUGCAAAAUUAACAGUGAACUAAAUUGCAGCGAAUUUUUUGAUGUCAUUAAACAUAACAAAGAAUUUUUAAAGAAAGUACACAGUAGCGACAAAUAUUAAUAUAAUAAUAAGAUAUGUUUGGUUCAAAAAUAUUAUCAAUAAAAAAAGAUGUAAUGUAUUAAAAGUUGCUUUUAUCUCUACUGUAUUUAGCCUUUUUAAUCAUAUAUACAGUAUAUACUUAUCCUAGUAGCCUUAAUCUGUUGUCCGGUUUCUAAUUCAUUGCCCAGGAUAACUAUUAAUUUUGUAGCGAACCUGUUGACCUUUUUUUUUUUUUUUGCUUCUCAGCUCUAAAGAGCAAUAUUGAAGAGGUGAAAACACUGGUUACGGUGUAUUUUUCAAAAUUGUCCCGGUUUGAGAAAAAAAUUUUAUGGUAAGCCUACAUAUAGAUCAAGUAUGAAGUUAAAUGUUCAAAAAAAAUAAUCAGCUGUAUUUUCACUUUAUACUCAUUCCAUAUUACUACAACUAAAAAAAAUAAUCUAUUUUGUCACGAUUCGUUCUGACGAUUACAAAAUAUAAUCUAUACUUCGGUGUGUUGACGUCAUUCAGCUGACCAAUCAGCUCUUUGUGCCAUCUGGAUAUUUAGUCACACGUGUUAACAAGCUUGUGAAUUCCCGCACGUGCGGCUAGAGAUCCAGAUGGCACAACGCGCUGAUUGGUCAGCUGAAUGACGUCAGCCCGCCGAAAUAGGAAAUGCUGGACGAUUAUAUUUUGUGGUCGUCAGAACGAAGUCACGCAGAAAUAGAUUAUUUUUUUAGUUGUAAUAUUGAGUGAGUAUAAAGUGAAAAUACAGUAUAAAGUUUAGCUCGCAUGUUUUCUUAAAUUUAUAGGAAUAAUUUUAAAAUGGUUUACUUUUACUUAAUAAAUUACUAUGAUUAUUUAUUUUUUUUGAACGAAUUUUAACUUCAUACUUGAUCUUUAUGUACAGUACCUCUGAACCAAAUCAUACACAAUAGAUCAUUUAAAUAGUGUGAUUAGUGUUUUAAAUUUACGUGCACAGAUAAUAAAUAACAGAAAAUUUAUAC